AAGCUUACCAUGGGAGAGGAGGAACGGGCAGCAAAGAGUGCAUGCAAAGGCAGACGCGAGGAGCAGGAGGAGGAGAGCCGCGGGCCAUGGGAUUUCAACGGGGCAGAGGGUGAGGGGGAGGGGGGGGGGGGAGAGGGGGAGGAGGAGGACGACGAGGAGGACGACGAGGAGGAGGGGGAGGGGGAGGGGGGAGGGGAGGGGGAGGGAGAGGAGGAGGAGGACGACGACGAUGACGACGAGGAGGCGUAGCGGUAGAAGGAAGAAUAAGA
Messenger RNA from Closterium sp. NIES-67, 269 nucleotides. NCBI's taxonomy places the organism in Eukaryota, Viridiplantae, Streptophyta, Zygnematophyceae, Desmidiales, Closteriaceae. The record is from the annotation of a GenBank genome assembly.